Dipodomys ordii (Ord's kangaroo rat) is the source of this 980-nucleotide messenger RNA. RefSeq names its product tumor necrosis factor receptor superfamily, member 9 (gene Tnfrsf9). Gene Ontology annotation, biological process: negative regulation of cell population proliferation; apoptotic process. Gene Ontology annotation, cellular component: external side of plasma membrane. The record is from RefSeq and is a predicted model, not a curated record. Lineage: Eukaryota; Metazoa; Chordata; Mammalia; Rodentia; Heteromyidae. The coding region runs from base 90 to 815 and encodes 241 amino acids. The transcript is spliced from 8 exons. Gene Ontology annotation, molecular function: cytokine binding; signaling receptor activity.
GGCUGCACAGGAGCGCACACGUCUCUGCCCUGGCAUCGCAAGGCAAGGCGCAGGAACUUGGUUCAAAUCCAUCUCUGCGAGAUUUCACCAUGGGAAAAGCCUGCUACGGCGUGGUGACGGCUGUGCUGCUGCUCAUGAAGUUUGAGAGGACCAGUUCCACGCAGGCUGCCUGCAGUGCUUGUGCCGCUGGCACCUUCUGCAGAAGGAAUGGGAGCCAGCCGUGCAUCCCCUGCCCCCCACGCAGCUACUCCAGCAUGGGCGGACAGAAGGCCUGCCACAUAUGUAGGGCGUGCGAAGGUCUUUUCAGAGUGAAGAAGGAAUGUUCCUCCACCAGCAACACAGAGUGUGAGUGCAUCUCGGGGUUCCACUGCCUGGGGCCUGGCUGCUCCCAGUGUGAGCCGCGCUGCAGGCCAGGUGAAGAGCUUGUCGCAGCAGGCUGUGUGGACUGCCCCUUUGGGACGUUUAACGACCAGGAAAGCGGCCCCUGUCAACCCUGGACCAACUGUUCCUCGGAUGGAAAGCCUGUCCUCGUGAUGGGCACCAGCACCCGCGAUGCCAUCUGCGGCCCCGCUCUGGCCGUCUCCUCUCCAGGCCCCUCUCCACAGAGCCUUGUUGUCUUCACGGUGCUGAUGGUGGUUACAGUGCUGGUGCUGCUCUUCCUCCUCGUUCUUCAGCUCUCAGUGGUGAAAUGGAGCCGAAAGCAAUUCCUGUACAUCUUCAAACGACCGUUUAUGACACCAGUACAAAUGGCCCAAGAGGAAGAUGGCUGCAGCUGUGGGUUUCCCCAAGAAGAGGAAGGAAGGUGUGAGCUGUGAAGUGGGAAUCGGAGGAGCUGGGACACCCAGGCGGAGAGGAACGCCGCAAACACACCUGCCCGGCCUGACAUGAAAAUUCCCCAGCAUCAACACCAGCGCCUCCGGCGAAGCUCUCCCAAUGCUCCACGUUUAUGAAAGGGUGGGCAGCGUGCGUGGCACAGGGCA